AGGUCUGUUUCUCUCAUCAGCUACAGUAAGACACACAAACCUCGCCCUGGCUCAAAAUCCACAUGCUUAUUUGCUCGUGAAAUAGAUCUAGUCCAGUUGAUGGAAACCAGACCAACACAUACUGCAGGCCCUAUGGCUAUUAAUAGAGCUUUUUUCUGGAAAUGUGUGAUGUGUUUAUAAUGAAGUGCUGGAAUUUACCGACAUGCUGACGGACACGCUGCGCCCAGAUACGGCACCCAUGCCACGACCCGGAGGGCAGUGGCCGCUAAGAGAUGGCCACGGCGUACAGCCAUUAUCAUAGUACAUUAUACUAACGGGAAGCAAGGAAGUACAAAUCAACAGAGGAAGUUGGUGAAAAACAGGGUGUAAUGUUCUGGUGGUGUGUGUGUGUGUUCUGUACAUCGGUGUUCUGUGUUUUCACUGAGGCAGCAAAACCAACUGAUCCUGGGAGUGAUGGGAGUGGACGUGUCUCUGAACGACAUCAAGAGACUCACACCUCGCUUCACUAUCAGCCCUAAUGGAUACUACUUUGCCAUCGAUCCCAACGGAUACGUGCUGCUGCAUCCCAACCUGCAGCCUAAGAAAAGGAUCCGUAAUCGUCACAUAAGGCUAAAUAACAAAUAUGCCAUUACCUUCCAUGAGGAGCCGGUCACCUUGGACUUUCUUGAUGCCGAGCUAGAAAAUGCCAAUAAAGUGGAGAUAAGGAAACAGAUGAUUGAUGGGGAGACAGGAGCAAUGACCAUAGACACACUGGUGAAGUCAUAUGAUGAGAGGUACAUCGACAGAGGCGGCAGGACAUACACUUGGGCACCAGUAAACGGCACUGACUACAGCUUGGCCCUUGUCUUGCCUGAGUACGGUCGGCAUUACCUUCGAGCUAAUCUGGGAGACACUAUCCAGCAGGCCAAAUCAAUCUUGGGCAAGUAUUGCCAAAUCUGUACAACCUUUUCCAUCAGUUUCCAAUUUUUCUCUCGCUCUGUGUAUAUUCUGUUCAUCAACAUCUUUCUUUUACUUACUCUCUCCCUCAUCUUCAUUAUGUUCCAACCCUGUCAUUUUCCUUUCUUUUUUUUUAUUAUUUGGUGCUUGCAUGUGAAUCUUCACUAACGCAGGAGCUGUUAUGACAUCUUGUUUUGAUCUUGUCUGCAUGAGCUUGUGAUGAUGAGUACGCCCAGUGUAAUUCAGGCUUGCUCAUUACUGCGCUGCGCUGGCACCAGCACUUUUAUUGCCACACCU
Messenger RNA from Clupea harengus (Atlantic herring), 1233 nucleotides. RefSeq names its product voltage-dependent calcium channel subunit alpha-2/delta-1-like (gene cacna2d1). The coding region runs from base 454 to 1104 and encodes 216 amino acids. Gene Ontology annotation, cellular component: L-type voltage-gated calcium channel complex. Lineage: Eukaryota; Metazoa; Chordata; Actinopteri; Clupeiformes; Clupeidae. The transcript is spliced from 8 exons. Gene Ontology annotation, molecular function: voltage-gated calcium channel activity. The record is from RefSeq and is a predicted model, not a curated record.